CAAGCAUCACUGGCAUGACUUCCUGCCACAGAAUCGUUAACAGCGACUGUCAUCAUCCCACCCACAGGAUUUUCGGCACAGGCCCUCUUGACUGCUAUCAGAAUGGGCCGUUGCGAUAGUAGCCAUUUGGCGGUGUUUCACGAGACAACGUCUUCGAAUCGGUAGAUGGUCGUGCGAUGCAAUCUGUAUCAGAACGACGAGAUCACCGCCAAGGGACCUAUCGGCGCCGCCGCUAUAAAGCCUGCGGUGCCGCGCACUGUGCGCUGCCACUUUACGCAGCCAUCUUGGUGCUACAUUCCGCGCGCAGGAGACGCAACCGCAACGCGGUUAUGUUUGCUUGAACAUUCACAACACCCUCCGAGUACCGGUCGACCCGCAGGCCACUCAUUCGCUCCUUACUUUCGAUCUUCAUCACCGUCCUGCCUGUUGUGUCCUUUAGACUGGUCUCCAAUGGAGAACUCCCAUUCAGGGCUCGAAGCGGCUGCCUUUCGUUGUGCGAGUGCUGUCUUUGCGUUCGCCGGCUUUCUCCUUAGUGCUCUUUCCGCUCUGAUACUUGCGAUCCUCCGUACCUUCGUAGCGAAGCAAGAGCAUCCGAGGCUCUUGCGUGCCCGCCACCAGACGGGCAAGAGCAACCGACGUACCAAGUCACCAAUGCAGCCAGCAACGGACCUGCAGAAGCAGCCUGCGACUCCCACUUCUUCCGCCUCGGAUGCAACCCUCGUCGAGGACGCUGCCAAUGCACGCGUGCGCUUCAGGGACACGCUCAUCGUGUACUUACAUUCGGCCUCGCCAGACAUGUCUACCACGCGACGCGUGCACGCCCCACAUGGUCUGUCGAAAGCGGCCGUACUCGAGUCUACCCAGCGACUAGGGUCGACUGCUAGUCCCGGUAUUGGGACAGGGGAGACGUGUCCUAUGAAGUGUCUAGCGGUCGUCGGCCGUCAAAGCACUCAGCCGCUACAGCUCCAGAAGAGCUCAGAGGCGGGCUCGCGCCCGAGUGGUGCGGACAAACCUGCCACGAAACCUGCGGUCCUGAGGUCGGCAAGCAUGCCACAUCUGCCACAAGUGAAGCGCUCGCCUAAGUUCACUAGCACUCUCGGUGCAACGCACGAUAAGGUGGCACGGAAGUGCCCAACCAAAGUGUCAAAGGCAAUUCCACACGAGGCGCCCCACUACGUCGCCCUCCCAGGCCUUACGCCUCCGGCAGGCUAUGCGACAGGUCAAAGCCGCAAGGCUGGCACGACCUCCGGCGUCAGAUUCGAGCAGUAUCACCUCUGGAGUCGCAAGGCGAAGUCAUUGCGAAACCUCAAAGCCGCGCAGCCAGACGUCACAACCGUCCGUCUAUCAGUUUCCACCAACCCUGCUUCACAGUUGAAAGCACAGAGACAGGCUACUUGGCAUGCCGCCACGAAGUACUCAAUCAGCUCUGUGUCAUUGUCUGCUGCGGAGGCGGAGAAAGCGACACCUCGCAGGGUCGGCGGUGAUGGACCACCAAUACGGCAACGGUCCAUAUCUGGGGGUGCCAUUGCCCAACAACCUCUUAGAGCGCGGCGGUCGUCUGAACAGUCGCCGCCCUUAGCGAGGCUCUUUGCGCGUUCGAUGAGCACGACUGCGCUCACGGAGCUCGCAACGCACGAGACCGCCGUACCUCCACGCAGACCACUAUGGCUGGCCCGUUUCCGACGACGUGCAAGAUCUGUUUCGUCAGACACGUCCGGAUGAUUGGUUACAGGACGGUUCGAUUUCAGAAGACACCUUUUGUUAUGUUUGCUGCCUAUUGUUAUUACUAGC
Molecule: messenger RNA, 1791 nt
Organism: Rhodofomes roseus
Lineage: Eukaryota; Fungi; Basidiomycota; Agaricomycetes; Polyporales; Fomitopsidaceae
Exons: 4
Coding region: 166-1722 (518 amino acids)
Source: RefSeq, a predicted model, not a curated record